Molecule: messenger RNA, 1775 nt
Organism: Sciurus carolinensis (gray squirrel)
Lineage: Eukaryota; Metazoa; Chordata; Mammalia; Rodentia; Sciuridae
Gene: Hpdl
Product: 4-hydroxyphenylpyruvate dioxygenase like
Exons: 1
Coding region: 366-1475 (369 amino acids)
Biological process (GO): aromatic amino acid metabolic process
Molecular function (GO): 4-hydroxyphenylpyruvate dioxygenase activity
Source: RefSeq, a predicted model, not a curated record
UCCCCACUGUACCCUUGGCUACAGUUCUGGGAGAGAAAAGGCGUGUCAAAGGCGGAGUCACAGGCUCUCCUCCUCUGUAGCUCCGCCCAGUAGUGGCUCCAUGUGGUCUCACAACUCGCCUUUGCAGGGAGGGUGGUCCCCAGGCAGACUUGCGUUAGAGUGACACCGUAAGAACCAAGCUCCCAAGACCACCCAGCUUAAGUUCCAUAUUUUUAAUUUCCUCCCCGGAAAAAGAGCUAGGAACGCGACCUGUGGGAAGAACUGGAGUCCACCGGUUUCCAACCUGCUCCGGAGGACCAGCCCAGGACCAGAAGUCUUGGGAGUUCCGAAUGACAAGUGAGCUGCCUUAAGAGGACAGGCGCGUAAUGGCCGCACACAUCCGCCGUCUGUGUCAUAUUGCCUUCCACGUGCCGGCCGGGCAGCCGCUGGCCCGGGACCUGCAGCGUCUCUUUGGCUUCCAGCCCCUGGCGGCGCGGGAGGCGGGUGGCUGGCGACAGUUGGCCCUACGCAGCGGAGACGCAAUCUUUUUGGUGAACGAGGGCGCGGGGCCCGGGGAGCCGCUGUACGGUCUAGACCCGCGUCACGCUGUGCCCAGCGCCACGAACUUGUGUUUCGACGUAGACGAUGCGAGCGCCGCCGCCCGAGCGCUGGCCACCCGGGGCUGCCGGGUACCGGUGCCCCCAGUUAACGUGCGGGAUGCGCAGGGCGCCGCCACCUACACUGUAGUCAGCUCGCCGGCUGGCAACCUCAGCCUGACGUUGCUGGAGCGCGCCGGCUAUCACGGGCCCUUCCUGCCAGGCUUCGGACCCGUGUCCUCCAAGGCCGACUCCGGUUGGGUCAGCCACGUGGACCACUUGACCUUGGCCUGCAUGCCCGGCAGCUCCCCAAAGCUUAGGCGCUGGUUCCAGGACUGCCUGGGCUUUCACCACUUGCCGUUGAACCCAGGGGAGGAUCCCGAGCUGGGCCUCGAAGUGGUAGUUCAGUCGGGGCAUGGGGGGCUGCGACUCACCGCCCUGCAGACCCCAUCCGGCAGUGUUGUUCCCACCCUCGUGCUGGCCGAGUCUCUGCCGGGAGCUACCAAUAAACAGGACCAGGUGGAACAAUUUCUGGUCCGGCACAGGGGGCCGGGCCUGCAGCAUGUAGGACUGUACACACCGAACAUCAUGGAGGCCAGUGAAGGGAUGGCAGUGGCCGGAGGCCGGCUCCUGACACCUCCCGAAGCCUACUACCAACAGCCAGGCAAAGAAGGGCAGAUCCUAGCUGCAGGGUUCAAGCCUAGCCUUCUGGCCCGACAGGGAAUCCUGCUAGAUGGAGAUAAAGGCAAGUUUCUGCUUCAGGUCUUCACUAAGUCCCUCUUUGCUGAGGAUACCUUCUUCUUGGAGCUGAUUCAGAGGCAAGGGGCCACAGGAUUUGGCCAGGACAACAUCCGUGCACUAUGGCAAUCCAUGCAAGAGGAAGCUGCCAGGGGCCAGUAAGCCUGAGGAGGGCCUGAGCUGGGUGCAGCCAUCAGUCUUGUAGCCUAAGACACAUCCAGAGACGGCCCAGCUAUUGAAGAGCUUUGCCCUCAGAGGCCAGGUGUGACCUGCUUCUCAGUACCAGUCAGCAGUUAAGUUUCAUACUGGGCUCCAAAGAAGUGGGUUUUUUUUGUUUGUUCAUUUGUUUGUUUUGUUUUGUUUUUAACUCUAAAACCUUUCUUACAGUUUAAUAUCUAAUACAUACACAAGAAACAAAGAACAAUAAAAGAAUUACAUGAUUAGGUCACAGAGCUAAUACAA